CAUCUGGAAAACGACACAAGAAAAAAUAAUAACAACAAAAGAGAUUACAAAAUACAUUUUUUGGUCUCGCUGAAUGCUGAAUGUGUCAAACACUGGGUUACAAAUGGAGAGCAAUCAAAAGCAGAGCCUUCACCAGGCCAUUCAACAAAAGUUUGGCACCCAAAAUGAUUCGACAAAAUUGAACACACCAACAUUUAAACUGGUCAUACCACAGCUGAAGAUACCGCAGCUGAACAAAGGCGACCCAACGCCCAGUGACCUUGCUGCACAGGAGAGGGAGCGUCAGGCAGUGGAUGCCCGCAAUGACCGCCUGCUGAAUGAAAUCAAGCGGCAACGUGAACUAUCGGAGGGGGGCACGGCGACGGACCAGACAGCUCCUAGAUUUGUGAUACCGCAGCUCUGCGUUGCACCCGGAGAGCCAUUGGCGGUGGCGGCCAACCUGAAUAUUCCAUUGCUGAACAAGCUUCACAGUCAGAACAUGAGCGACGGGCAGAAGCUGCCCAAGCUGGAGCGUGCUGUGGAUCGGCUGCACAUAUCAUCGGGUGACGACGGGGGUGACACAAUCUCGCCCCUGCGAGAUCCUCUGCCAACGGCAACCCCUCUCAUUGACCUGACCACAGCCUUGAUCAAAGGCAGCAAAUAUGCAGCCCCCAAGGAGUAUGCGACCAAAGCUAGACUUAAGCGAGCCCAAAACACGCAGAAGUUCGAUAUUCCAUUCAUUGCCUACGAUCCGGUGAAGCGGUUCGCCCCCUCGCCGUGCUUGUUGACGGACGACAAAUGCUCAACGAAUGCCGAAAGCAACGAUCUGCUGACUCCAGAGCAUCACAGUGUCAUUGGGCGUAUGCUGGAUGCCGUGGUUGGUUACCCGGAGCCACGGAAGCCACAGGUGAAAUACGCCAUAUCGGUGCUGGAGCGACGGCACCUGAAGAUGUACCGGCGGGAGGACUAUGGCAGUAAUGUGAAACGCUUUCGGUUUGAUACACCGUCGCCCGAUGAGGUAGUCAAACAGGCACUGCAGAAAACGUGGCGCUCUUCGAAAACCUAAGCUGAUUAAAUUAGACAUUAGUUGACAAUUGCUCUAAGCUAAAUUAGAUGUAACAAUAAACUAUCUUAUUUAAAA
Messenger RNA from Drosophila subobscura, 1120 nucleotides. RefSeq lists its product as uncharacterized. The transcript has a single exon. The coding region runs from base 74 to 1045 and encodes 323 amino acids. NCBI's taxonomy places the organism in Eukaryota, Metazoa, Arthropoda, Insecta, Diptera, Drosophilidae. The record is from RefSeq and is a predicted model, not a curated record.